Juglans microcarpa x Juglans regia is the source of this 576-nucleotide messenger RNA. RefSeq lists its product as uncharacterized. The record is from RefSeq and is a predicted model, not a curated record. NCBI's taxonomy places the organism in Eukaryota, Viridiplantae, Streptophyta, Magnoliopsida, Fagales, Juglandaceae. Bases 1 to 576 code for a protein of 191 amino acids. The transcript has a single exon.
AUGGAGCCAAACGUGCAAGUGAUAGCGAAGAGAAUAUGGAGUAUAGUACGUGUGGCUUUCUUCAUGACGAGAAAAGGCAUAUCAAAGAGGAAGCUAAUGCUCGACCUCAACAUGGUGAUGAAGCGUGGCAAGAUCGCCGGCAAAGCCAUCAGCAACCUCAUGUUCCACCACCACCACGCUUCUAAUUCGGCUGCCCCGCGUGAGUACGAGUUCAGCUGCAGCAACACCCCUAGCUACGCCUUCCACCUCAACAACAAGCGCCGCCACCACAGCCACAGCCACUUCUUCGCUUGCGCCCAAGAGCCCGUGACCCUGGACGAUGACACGGCCACUGUGAAUGCCGUUAAGGCUGUGCUGUUGGAGAUGCUGAACAACAACGAAUCUGUGGCAGUGGAGGCGUCACCGGCCCUGCCGGGCUUCGGGCGGAGCCCCAUGCAGGCGAGGCAGCUAAGGAUAACCGACUCACCGUUCCCGUUGAGGGACGCCGACGAGGACCCCCAUGUGGACAAGGCUGCCGAAGAGUUCAUAGAGAGGUUUUACAAGCAGCUGAAGCAGCAAAAGAGAACCUCGGAGUGA